AAUGAGCUGAGUUUGGAAGUCUUCGAGCUCACGUCUGCAGAGAUGGAGGCGUAGCUGUCGAGAAUAACAUAAUUUAUUUCUUUUCUAUAAGUCAGCUUUAGUUCUUCAACUUUUCUUUCAAUUUGCUAACAUCAUAACUAUGUUGUUUUACUAAUUAAAACCUUUUGUUCGAAGACAAAUUGGAAGCGAGACAUUUGAAAGCAGAAUUAUUAAUAUAUCAUGGCGAUAUAUAUUUUGGCGGGAAAAUAUCCUGUGUUGAGAUGUCUGCUUCUUCUGAUUGUGGCGCCAUGGGACACGGAAGCAUUGCACAACAACGAGUUUGGAUACGCGGACACCGCGGCUGGCGUGCCCGAGCUGCCCCAGGACGAAAUCGAUGAGCUACUGCUAAAACAUAACGAAGGUCGUGCAGAAGUUGAACCGUCCGCCGCAAACAUGAACAAAGUGAGAUGGAAUCAUGAACUUUACGUGGCGGCAAAGACUAAAGUGGAGUCCUGCACGUACGUCAUCGAUAUACCAGCAGAAACAGGGCAUUAUGGAAAGGUGGUCCAAUUUACCGGCAUCUCUAGGAAACCUACAUUUGAUUUGGCUGAUGCGGUAGAUAUGUGGAUGUACUUGGGCAAAGACAGCUACGAUUAUGAACAGGACACAUGUAGCAGAGAUGACAUGUUUUGUAGGAUGUACAAACUGUUUACAUGGGGGCCGAUGGAGAUCAUUGGCUGUGCACACACUCUAUGUAGCUCUCUCGUUGAUACUUACUCAGACCGUGUCUUGGCAAAUACUUACUACUGGAAAUGCAACUACUAUCCUGUGGGAAACUUAGAUGAUGCCAACCCGUACACUGUCGGUACCCCAUGUCUCGAUUGUCCUGAUAAUACUGGCUGGUGUAACAAUGAAUAUGACAUGUGCGAUCCCGAAUGCAGCACGAGCGACGAUUCCUGCGACUGUCUUUAUAGCGAUACUUGCGAGGGUGUAUAUGAUUACGACUCGGAAGCGUGUACAUGUACAUGUAACCAUCCCGAUUGUGCAGACGAUCAGUUUGUGUGUAUCUUGAAGUGUGGCAAUCCUGCCUGGGCAGUCGUGAAUGUUGAUGAAGGAAUAUGUUUCUGUAAUUGUCCAGCGGGGUACGAGGCAAAUGCAGCUCUUGACGUUUGUAACGAUAUAAAUGAAUGUCUGGGUGAUCCGAACCUAUGCGAGCACAACUGUGAGAACACCGAAGGCUCUUACCAGUGCACCUGCUUGCCUGGUUUCGAACUGGACGCCGAUGGGCACAGCUGUGGACCUUUCUUCCAGAUCGGCCGCCACGAUGCCGACCUCAUAAGAACCACGACAACUGCAGCUCCGACCAUCCAACCACCAGCGACAACGGAGGAACCGACGUCGACAGUGUCGACAACACUCGAAUCGACAACGCCGGUCGAAACGACGACGGAAUGCGUGGUGUACAAUUGUGGCGCACAGGGAACUUACGAUCCCGUUGGCUGCACGUGUAAUUGCAAUGCCGGUUAUUUCUUUAAUGAAGCAACGUGUGAAGAUAUCAAUGAAUGCGAGAGAGGGGAUACUGUAUGUGAUGGAUGUGAGAACCUUCCUGGUGAUUACAGAUGUACCUCAUGUCACGAAGGCUUCAAUUUACACGUAGCAACAGGAAGAUGCGAAGAAGAUGUUUGCAAACUAGGAGAGGGAAUGCAUUGCAAUUACAAUGGAUUCCUGGACGAAGAAACGUGUGAAUGUGUCUGCUUCUCGGGCUUCAAAGGAACUCUAUGCGAAAGUGUGUGCCCGAUUACGGAGUCUAGUUGUUGGCCUGCCUAUGAUCCGAUACACCCGACAGAUCCAAGUCAGUGUGUGGUGUAUUGUCCAGAGUGCGAAUGCGAAGGAUAUCCAUCGUGUGAACACAAUGGUAUUCUCGCCCGAGCUUCUGGGUUUGAAUUCAUCAAGAAUGGCAUCUGCCGCUGCUACUGUCCUUUGCCUUGGAGUGGAGAUACGUGUGAUGAAUGCAAUUUAACUUGCCUGAAUGGAGGAACUUUAAAUCCUGUAGAUUGCACCUGUUCAUGUCCCUCCACUGACUGGUAUGGCGUCGACUGCUCAAAACCAUGUGUCCAAACCUCACGUCUAUGUACAAACCGAACGCUGAGUAAAUGCGGGAAUGUACCCAUCAUAGAUGCACACUGCCCUAUCAUGUGCGGCGCUUGUCUCGAUGAAUAGAUGCAGGUGAAAUACAUGAUGGUAAAUGAUGGAUUCGCAAUCAUCUCCUCCCGAUAAUCGUACCCAUUGGUAAAGAACUUCGACACCUUCACGAUAGUACCAUCGGAUACAACAGAACAGAUUAAUGAAAAAAAAAACAUUGGGCACUUAGCCAAAGAUAGAUAUAGGCCUAUAUAGAUAUAUUGAUAGGUACGUUUAUAGAUACUUAUACAGUAUAGAUGAAUGAAUAAAUUGAUCGAAAGGUAGAGGGAUGGAGUAUAAAGAAAUCAUAACAAUUAUACUGUAGGUAUAAGUGACAUGCAGGGAACACACUGUGUCCAUGUUGCAUUAAGUAGAGCUGGAAUGUGCGUCUACAAUGGUUUGGCAUCCAGGUCUGUAUUCUUAUCUCUGGUUAAGCUUAGACCAUGGUUCUACCAUAAAGAUAUAUACUAUAUAUCCCUAUGGCCCGUAUUCUGAAGUCAGGUUUAACUUAGACCACGGCCUAACUCUGUUCUUGAAUUAUGGGAGCCAAAAAUUCAAAAUUUAUAUUUAUGUUGUAUAUUUGCUAUGUUUACUAUAUUGU
This is a messenger RNA of Lytechinus variegatus (green sea urchin), 2761 nucleotides long. RefSeq names its product fibrillin-1-like. The record is from RefSeq and is a predicted model, not a curated record. Gene Ontology annotation, molecular function: calcium ion binding. The coding region runs from base 220 to 2199 and encodes 659 amino acids. Lineage: Eukaryota; Metazoa; Echinodermata; Echinoidea; Temnopleuroida; Toxopneustidae. The transcript is spliced from 15 exons.